Peniophora sp. CBMAI 1063 is the source of this 606-nucleotide messenger RNA. The record is from the annotation of a GenBank genome assembly. Lineage: Eukaryota; Fungi; Basidiomycota; Agaricomycetes; Russulales; Peniophoraceae.
AUGGACGCCGCCCUUUGGCAAGAGUUGUACACGACUUCCGAGAAAUAUAUCUACAAGCACAUCCGACCGCGCCCCGAGAACAAGAAUGGCCUGAAGCAAAGCCCGUGGUGGACGGACGAACUCGAGGUGCUGCGAGGGCUCUCGUAUAGAGCAGACCGCGAGGCGUAUCGCUGGCGCGGAACGCCCGACCAUCCGGCGCACGGGAUGUACAAGUCCUUACGGCGCGAACGCACCGUCUUACAACCCAUCCACUUCCUCUCAAAGCAACCUCACUUGCGACUCACCACUGCAUCCGUGCGCAUACAUCCAACCUACCCCUUCACAUCCAACCCUAUCACACUUACAAUGGGCUUCCUCGACAUCCUCAAGAAAGUCAUCGGUGUCGGCGCUCCCGUAGCAGCCGCGACGGGCGGCUUCGCAGUUGCUGGUCCCGUCGGCGCGCUGGCGGCUGGUACCGCGGCAGGUGGAGCCUCCUACGCUGUUCUGAACGACGUCGGGAUCAUCACCCGCGUCCGCGAGACGGGAUUGCUCACUAUGGUCGGGCUUGGGCCGAAGGCGGACGAGGGGAAGAAUGACGCUGACGGCAUCAAGGUCUUGCGCGCUUGA